ACCUGCUUGUUCGCUUCCUUCAUGGUCUCUCUGUGGAGUCCAACCAGAGACUCUUAGGAGGUCUGCUGGGUCAGACAGAGAAGAAUCCAGGAACCAUCCAGAGAGCCAUCAACAACCUGAAGGAGAUCAACAGUGAAGGAGUCUCUCCUGACAGAAGCAUCAACAUCUAUCACUGUCUGAUGGAGAUGAAGGAUCUCUCAGUUCAUCAGGAGAUCCAAGAGUUCCUGAAGUCAAAGAACAAAUCAAAGAAGAAACUCUCAGAGAUCCACUGCUCAGCUCUGGCCUACACUCUGCAGAUGUCAGAGGAGGUUCUGGAUCAGUUGGACCUGGACCAGUACAACACAUCACGUGAGGGUAAACGGAGACUGAUCCCAGCUGUGAGGAACUGCAGAAAGUUCAGAAUUCCAGAACCAUGUGGACUCUCAGAGACUCACUAUGAAAUUGUGGCCUCAGCUCUGAAGUCCAACCCGUUCCACCUGACAGAACUGGACCUGAGGAAUAAUGACAUCCAGUAUUCAUCCAUGGAGGUUCUGUGUUCUGGACUGGAGAGUCCAAACUGCAGACUGCAGACUCUGAGGUCAGAACAUUGAAGCUGCUGGUUGGUUCAUUUCUACAUUUGUAGUUCUUCACUGAAGCUGAAAGGUUUGGAUUCAAAGAGUUUCUGGAUUUUCCAGGACUUAAAUCAUUUGGUUUUUUUCAUUGUCAUUCAGCCGUUUCUCUAUUUCCGACCUGUUCUUGCUGUGAAAGUGUUUUUUUCUUUGUCCAGUGAGACUUGAUGAAUUUAGAAAAGAAGACAUUGAAUUUCUGUGGUUUUCAGGGCUGCCACGAUUAGUCGAUUAGUCACGACUACGUCAACGCAUCGAUUUGAGUUUGUUUUCUCUUGUUGAUCUCAAACUACAUUGUGUGCUUUCUAAUGCCGGGUCUGCUUUUCUCUGUGACACACGUGCACAGUAGU
Oryzias melastigma (Indian medaka) is the source of this 955-nucleotide messenger RNA. Its product is annotated as ribonuclease inhibitor-like. Lineage: Eukaryota; Metazoa; Chordata; Actinopteri; Beloniformes; Adrianichthyidae. Bases 180 to 590 code for a protein of 136 amino acids. The transcript has 2 exons. The record is from RefSeq and is a predicted model, not a curated record.